GAAGGAAAGCAGAGCAGAGGAACAGAGUAGAGACUUAAGAGGAGAAAGAAAGAGGGCUUCCCUUCAAGACUCCUCACAGUGUGGAAGAAAGGAAGGUUAGAGGACAACUGGGACUGUAGGGGUUUUCAUCAGGAGAGACAGGAGACAAGCGGAGGCAGCGAUGCAGGGAUUUCACAUGGAGUGUGUUGGGUGUAUGUCUGGUGUUGUCCAGGUAACAUGGCUCUGGUUCAGACCCUGCCUGUGUCUGUAACUGACCACUCCAAGCCUCCCACCAGCCUCCACACCGUCACCCUCUCCCCCGUGGUCGGAGGGCCCUGUGGCCCCUGUGUCCCCGGAGCCACCAUGGGCUCCGUCAGCAGCCUCAUCUCUGGCCGGACCCAUCAGGAGCAGCGACACUGCCGGACUGCCAGCGAGUUCAGCUCUAAGCAACGCCGUAACACCCCAACCACCAGCUGUUUCAGGCUCCAGGGUGAUAGCAACACCCUGCGCAGCGGGAGCUCCCUGGAACAACUACUGGUUAUCAACAACCAGACCCAGCUCCAGCCCACCCAGCUCCAGCCGCCGCUACUGCCCACCAAGAAGCAGCCCCGGGCGGGUAACUCUGCUGGCAGGGCUGGGUGUGUGGCUGGAGGUGGUGGUGGUAGUGGAGGGAACUAUGGGUUUGUGAGUGAGGAGGUAGUGACUGUAGGAGACUGGAAUGAUAACCAUGUGGUGACGGUCAGGAGUCCGUGUAGCGACUCGGAGGAGAAGAGGGAUACCCGAGGUCUCAACGGGAAUAUCGGCGGUCCGCCGCCCAAACUCAUCCCUGUGUCGGGAAAACUGGAGAAGGUGAGUAUGGAGAAGAUUCUGAUCCGUCCCACCGCGUUCAAACCGGUGGUCCCGAAGAACCGCCACUCAGUGCAGUACCUCUCUCCGAGACCAGGGGGCAACCUCUCUGAGAGCCAGGGCAGCCUCAGCCUCCUCCUACCUCUGGUCGGCUCGUCCUCUUCCUCAGAUAGCAAGAGGAACUCGUACAGCGGAGGACGCAAUGCUCGCAGCAGCCAUUCCUGCUCUAUGUCAGACUCUGGCCGUAACUCCCUGUCCAGCCUGCCCACCCACAGCAGCACCGGCUACAGCCUGGCCCAUAGCGAGCCUGGAACUGGGAGAACCACCACCACAAACGGAGGGUCGGGGACAAAUGGAGGUCACGCCCACUCUACCUCCCACGGUCACUCAAACUCGGACAGCGGGCGGUCGUCGUCCAGUAAGAGCACUGGGUCGUUGAGCGGGCGAGGCCAGCCCCUGUCGGACAGCGGGUCGCCCCCGACCCUGGAGGGUUACGAGGGGGUGGUGAGGGACCUGGAGGAGAAGCUGAGGGAGAGAGACCUGGAGCUGCAGCAGCUCAGAGAGAACCUGGACGAGAACGAGGCCGCCAUCUGUCAGGUAUACGAGGAGAAGCAGCAUCGCUGUGAGAGAGAGCUGGAGGAGCUGAGACAGAGCUGUUCCUCUAAGAUGAAACAGGCUUCACAGAAGGCCCAGAGAGUACAACAGGCCUUACAGCUACAGGUGUUCCAGCUGCAGCAGGAGAAGAAGAAGCUUCAGGAGGACUUCUCCUCUCUGCUGCAGGACAGGGAAGUGUUGGAGAGGAGGUUUGCCUCCAUACAGAGAGAGCAGACACAGCUGGGACCACGCCUAGAAGAGACCAAGUGGGAGGUGUGUCAGAAAUCAGGUGAGAUCUCCCUUUUGAAACAGCAACUGAAGGAGAGCCAGUCAGAGCUGAGCCAGAAAGGUGGGGAGCUGGUGGUCCUGAAGUCCCAGCUGAGAGAGGUCAGGUCCGACCUCCAGAACAGCCAGGCUACGAGCCAGGAGGCUGGGUCGGCCCUACGAACACGCUCCCUGGAGCUGGAGGUCUGUGAGAAUGAGCUCCAGCGCAGGAAGAGCGAAGCCGAGCUGCUCCGCGAGAAAGUUGGACGCUUGGAGGAAGAGUUGGCCCGCCUCCGAGAUGCCCUGGCCAAUCAGGGAGGAGGUUAUCUUCCUGGAGGCCAGGCACCGGCCAAUAACGGCCAGUGUAUGAGCCUGCCCCUCCCCCAGGGGUGUGGGGGUGUGGGGGGUGGAAGUGGGGGCCCCAGCCCCACUAUGGGGUACCGAGAGGCAGAGGAGGGGAGGCUGGGGUGGGGAGGGGAGAGUGAUGAAGCCAAGGCUCAGAGGCAGAGUGCUGAAGCUGUGCUGGGACUCAGGCAACAGGUGGAGAGGCUGAGGGCAGAGCUGAUGUACGAGAGGAGGAGCAGUGAGGAGCAGCUGGGAGGAUUCGAGGAGGAGAGGAGGGUCUGGCAGGAGGAGAAGGAAAAGGUGAUCCGCUACCAGAAGCAGCUGCAGCAGAGCUACAUCCAGAUGUACAGGAGGAACAGAGAUCUGGAGAGGGUGAUGAGAGAGCUCAGUCUAGAGCUGGAGAACAGAGACGUGGAGGACUACGACGUCCACAGCGGCAGCAACGACAUACACUUCGAGGAAAUCACCGCUACUGAGAUCUAGAGGGACCACACAAGGGUGUCCUCUCGACCCAGUGAGAUUUAGAGACCAGACAGGGGCGUUGUCUAACCCCAGUGAAAUUUAGAGACAGGGGCGUUGUUUAACCCCAGUGACAUUUAGAGACCAGACAGGGGCGUUGUCUAACCCCAGUGAAAUUUAGAGACCAGACAGGGGCGUUGUCUAACCCCAGUGACAUUUAGAGACCAGACAGGGGCGUUGUCUAACCCCAGUGACAUUUAGAGACCAGACAGGGGCGUUGUCUAUCCCCAGUGAAAAUUAGAGACAAGAGUGUCCUCUCGUCCCCAUGACUAUUAGUGCCAGCACCCUGAUUUGAUCUGGUUUCCCCAUCACUGCUACUGAGAGGUCUGCGAUCAAAAUGGAACCCUAUUCGCUAUGUAGUUCACUUAUUUUGACCAGAGAACAGGGUGCCGUUUUUAAAUUUGCAUCUAGACUACAGAGGGUGUACCUGGACUUAUUCCCCUAACCACAGUACCAGCACUCUUUAUUUCUCUACACUUAGAAAAAAAGGCGCUAUCUAGAACCUAAAAGGAUUCUUCAUCUGUCCCCAUAGAAUAACACUUUGAAGA
Molecule: messenger RNA, 3095 nt
Organism: Coregonus clupeaformis (lake whitefish)
Lineage: Eukaryota; Metazoa; Chordata; Actinopteri; Salmoniformes; Salmonidae
Product: leucine zipper putative tumor suppressor 2 homolog
Exons: 10
Coding region: 217-2511 (764 amino acids)
Biological process (GO): cell division; negative regulation of canonical Wnt signaling pathway
Source: RefSeq, a predicted model, not a curated record